AUGGCCCAGGGUGCUGAUCAGAAACCGACCCUCGCCGAAAGAGUGAAGUCCUUCAGAAAUAUCGACGACCAAACAUGGCCGCUUAUAAUCUUGGCGGAAUUGGACAACCCGAGCAGGGACGAGCUCGUGCAGCGAUUGCGCCCCGAUGAGCGAGUCGCUGCACACUCUUCGAUGCGAGGGAAGCCUCCAACACAACCAACCCCCUCGACUAGGGGGAACAAUGUUCAAACAUUCACACCAUCCAUAUCCCUGCUUGCAUCCAUGGCUCGACAAGGCUCACAUCGGGAUAGCCAAGCCAACUUGUAUGCUCUUGCGAUCCUUGCGUACCAGUCAGGCCACUCCAAAUUCUUAGUUGCAGAUGAGCUUUCCAAAAGACAAUUGACCGGAAAGCUCCGCCCAGGCGAAGAAUCAACGCUGUCGGCGAUUUUAAUCUCACUGAACGAAAAGCCAUCCACUCCAGACGGUAUUUCCGUUUGGGCGCGGCGAGAGAACUGCACGGGUCAGCACAUUUCCCAGAUGUUUGCAAAAUUUGAACACAAAUGGAAAUCCAUGCCAGUCACAGAUGAUGCAAAGCCCCACCGUCGUGGCUAUCUAUCCGAAAGAUCGAUAUGGGAAAGGCCGGGACUCGAGAUCCAUGACCCUGAUCGCCCGGUACUUUCGACUGAUGUAAAAACCACGCUUGGAUGGGAAUCCCAUUUGGAGGCUAUGGUUGCAGCUCUUUCUAGGCUCCCAGUUGAAGUGGCAACCGACAUCGUCUCCCGCAUAGGAGAUGCACAAUGUCUUCAACAUACGUUGUGGAAGGACUUUCCUUGUGAAGAGCAUCUCGUCAUAUUCCUCCUAUUUCACGCAACCCCUGACCAAAUCUGCCAGACUACCUCAUUUAUCUGUGAGGCUGUCAGAAAGGAAAGCGUAAUGUUCAAGUCAAGUGAAACCGACGGAAGCGAGCUUGGCGAGCCAAGGGAGCCAAAUAUGACAUUUGAGCUAAUACCAUGGGAUCAACAUGGGAUCAGAUCCCGCCGAGACUUGGUGGUCUUUUGGUUGUCUUAUUAUCAACCCCAUGCCUUGCAAUUCUGCGAGAGAUCCCCAUUUUUGCAUUUGUUGCUUGAGCCUAUCUCAGAUGUUUCAGCGCCAUCUUUUGUGGAGGUCUCAUCUAACAACAAGUCAGUUGGGAUCGCAUCACGAACAACGCUAGAUAUACUGAUCAAAGCGGGGAUGAAAAGCGAGCCCACGUCGGACAGGUCUCACGAUUCUUAUCCGAUUAUUGAAGAGGAGAACCUAUGCCAUCCAGAUCAGCCAUUCUGCUAUAGCUUUCCUGAGUGGCAAACAGCAUCACUCUAUCGAAAUGAUUGGCUGCCCGCAUUCUAUCUCACAAAUCAUCUUAUCAAAGAUCAAGAUCGGGAGAUUCGAGCCGAGAUCAAAACCUUUGACGGUGGGCUGGAUGAAUACCACGAGACAGGAGACAAGAACUGUGGAUUCAUUCCAUGGAAGACCGGGAAAGCUGGCGAGCUAGACGGUACUGUCCAGGACAUCUGGGAGAUUGCUCAGAAAGUCGACUCUGAGUCAUUUGAAGGAUACGAUUGCGAGUUUAUUUGCAUUGACCAGAAGUCUGCAGUUGAUAUGAAGGUCAUCUAUGUGAUAUCAGAUGACUUUGGCCUCAAAACAGGGCGCCGCAAGUGGGCUCAACUCAAGGAUUUGCCUAAUCCCCGAAUGCAUGGAAUAACAUUUGCUCGAAUUCAUGCUCGGGAUGCGCAUGUUCAAUCUUGUGAAAUGCCCCUCUUCACGAAAAGGGCGUAUGAAUACAAAUUGCAGCACUUUAUACGUCCGGACUUACGACCGCAUGGUCGACUUAGAUGGGGGUGUGACUAUGUUGAUGGAAAUGGUAAUCCUGUUCAGCUGAAGGAUGAUGUUAACCCAGAAGAGGAAGAGGACAGUCCUGUUGAGACAGACGAAGAAGAUGAUGAUGGCCCGGUCCACCCGGCGUUCCUUUUCGGUUAG
Molecule: messenger RNA, 1995 nt
Organism: Penicillium concentricum
Lineage: Eukaryota; Fungi; Ascomycota; Eurotiomycetes; Eurotiales; Aspergillaceae
Exons: 1
Coding region: 1-1995 (664 amino acids)
Source: RefSeq, a predicted model, not a curated record